Beta vulgaris subsp. vulgaris (sugar beet) is the source of this 3312-nucleotide messenger RNA. RefSeq names its product probable alpha,alpha-trehalose-phosphate synthase [UDP-forming] 9. Gene Ontology annotation, cellular component: cytosol. Gene Ontology annotation, molecular function: catalytic activity. The transcript is spliced from 4 exons. The record is from RefSeq and is a predicted model, not a curated record. Lineage: Eukaryota; Viridiplantae; Streptophyta; Magnoliopsida; Caryophyllales; Amaranthaceae. Gene Ontology annotation, biological process: trehalose biosynthetic process. The coding region runs from base 386 to 2977 and encodes 863 amino acids.
UUAUCCUAAACUUUUUCUCUUUUUAUUAUAUUCCUAUAUAUAUACUUGAUUAUUUUUUAAGUGAAUAUUUGUUCUUCUUAUCAAAAAGUAACCAAACCCCAAUUAAAUUUUUUGAUCUUUGGUCUUCUAUGUUUAUAUAAAUAUAAUUACUUGACAAAGAUCUUCACUUUCUCUUUCUCUGUCUCUCUAUCUUCUUCAAUCUCUCUUUACAACACUUCUAAUAAUCACCCAGUUUCUUCUUUGGGAGACUUUCAUUCUAUUUUAUCUUUCUAUUUUUGCACCUUCAUUUCCUUAAUUUCUAUAUUCUUUAGAAAUUGAUGAAAGGUAAUCGUUUGUUUUAUUUGUAUCAACUGUUUCAAGCUCCAUUAUCGGAUCAGUUUCAGUCAUGGCAUCAAGAUCAUAUACAAGCUUUCUGGACUUAGCAGCUUCAUCUGGAGGGUUUCUGGAUUUACCUCAGACUCCCAGAACCCUUCCUAAGGUGAUGACUGUCCCGGGUGGUAUACCUGGUACUGACUCCUGUGAAGGUCAAGAUACAAGUACAGAUUCUUCCUCAUCAGGAUAUCGUGAAAGAAAAAUUGUAGUGGCGAAUUUUCUCCCAAUAAACGCGGUAAAGGACCCUAAAUCUGGUAAAUGGAGCUUUAGUUUUGAUGAAGAUUCCCUUUACUUGCAUCUGAAGGAUGGAUUCUCUCCUGAAACUGAAGUUUUCUAUGUGGGCUCAUUGAAAGUGGAUGUUGAUGCUAGGGAGCAAGAGGAAGUUGCCCAAACCUUGCUCGAGGAUUUCUGUUGUGUGCCUACAUUUCUCCCAACAGAUUUGCAGAAGAAGUUCUAUCAUGGGUUCUGCAAGCAAUAUCUUUGGCCUCUCUUCCACUACAUGCUGCCUAUGUCCCCUGAUCACGGGUCCCGCUUUGAUCGCGGGCUAUGGCAAGCCUAUGUUUCAGCAAAUAAGAAGUUUGCUGACAAGGUUGUGGAGAUACUAAACCCCGAGGAUGACUUUGUGUGGGUCCACGACUACCAUCUCAUACUGCUACCCACAUUUUUAAGAAGGCGGUUCUACAGAGUUAAGCUAGGGUUCUUUCUACAUAGCCCAUUUCCUUCAUCUGAAAUUUAUCGGACUUUGCCGGUUAGAGAUGAAAUCUUAAAAGCGUUUCUUAACUCAGAUUUAGUCGGCUUUCACACAUUCGAUUAUGCUCGGCAUUUUCUCUCAUGUUGUAGCAGACUGCUCGGUUUGGACUAUGAAUCCAAGCGGGGAUAUCUUGGGAUUGAUUAUUUUGGCCGAACAGUAUAUGUUAAGAUAUUACCUGUUGGAGUGCAGCUCCGUCGCCUUGAAGUUGCAAUGAACCAUCCUUCUGCAUCUGUUAAGGUCAAAGAGAUCCAAAAGCAAUUUGAUCAGAAAAAGUUGAUUUUAGGUGUUGAUGACAUGGAUAUAUUUAAAGGAAUCAGUCUCAAAUUGCUGGCUGUUGAGCAUCUUUUGCAGCAACAUCCUGAGUUGCAGGGAAAAAUUGUCCUGGUCCAAAUAGUCAACCCUGCAAGAAGUACAGGCAAGGAUGUUCAGGAAGCAAAGUCUGAAACAUAUAUGAUAACGAAGAGGAUCAACAAGAAGUAUGGCUUUCCAGGAUAUGAACCUGUCAUCUUGAUCGACCGUCCGAUGUCUGUUUUCGAGAAAACUGCUUAUUAUGCAAUGGCAGAAUGCUGCAUUGUGAAUGCAGUGAGGGAUGGAUUAAACCUAACUCCAUAUAAAUACAUCAUCUGUAGACAAGGAUCUCCAAAAAUUGAUGAAGCAAUGGGAGUUUCCUCGGGAGAAGCUCGUUCUAGUACGCUUGUUGUCUCGGAAUUUGUUGGUUGCUCGCCAUCUCUUAGUGGUGCUAUCAGGGUUAAUCCCUGGAACAUUGAGGCUGUUGCUGAUGCAUUAAAGAUGGCCAUAAGUAUGUCUGAUCUAGAGAAGCGGUUGAGGCAUGAGAAGCAUUACCGGUAUGUUAGCUCUCAUGAUGUGGCCUAUUGGUCCCGCAGUUUUGUGCAGGAUUUAGAGCGGGCGUGUAAGGACCACUACAACAAACGUUGUUGGGGAAUUGGUUUUGGGCUGAGUUUCAGGGUUCUUGCUCUCUCUCCAUCCUUCAGAAAGCUCUCUGUUGAAUAUAUAGUUUCUUCAUAUAAGAAGACAAAGAGGAGGGCAAUAUUUCUGGAUUAUGAUGGAACUGUUGUAUCUGAUAUGUCCAUUGUCAAAACUCCAAGCCCUGAGCUGAUAUCUAUUCUGAACAACCUUUGUGAUGACCCAAAAAAUACUGUUUUCAUUGUUAGUGGCAGGGGACGUGAUCCUUUAGGCGAAUGGUUAUCCCCUUGUAAAAAGUUGGGAAUAGCUGCUGAACAUGGAUACUUUUUGAGGUGGAACCAGAACCAUGAUUGGGAAAUUAGCUCAGUAACUGUAGAUAAUGAUUGGAAACGAAUGGCAGAGCCUGUGAUGCAGCUUUAUACAGAGGCGACAGAUGGUUCCUACAUAGAAAAGAAGGAGAGUGCUAUAGUAUGGCACCAUCAAGACGCUGACCCUGAUUUUGGUUCUUGUCAGGCAAAAGAAAUGUUGGAUCAUCUUGAAAAUGUCCUUUCUAACGAGCCUGUCAUUGUUACGCGGGGACACAAUAUUGUUGAAGUUAAGCCUCAGGGAGUUAGCAAAGGGUUGGUGGCAGAGAGAGUACUUUCGGAAUUGACAACUGAUGGUAAACCACCAGAUUUCCUGUUGUGCAUAGGUGAUGAUCUUUCCGAUGAAGACAUGUUUGAAAGUAUAGUGAGCAAAGCUUCCUGUCCAUCUUCUGGUAUUGUGCCUGAGGUUUUCGCUUGCACCGUUGGUCAAAAACCGAGCAAGGCUAAGUACUAUUUGAAUGACACAAAACAUGUGAUGAGACUCCUUCAAGGCUUGGCUAAUGCUUCAAGCGGGAAACCCGAGUGCAAUCUGGAAACACAAGUCUCGUUCGAGAGCUCUGGUUAAGUUGUUGCUUGGUUCCAAACCGAUAUACAGGAUUCUUUGAAUGGUAGGAAUGUGCAAGUUUUUUGGUUUUUGGGGUUGGUAUGGUAAAAAUCGGGGUGUAAUUUUAGGUUUUUGGAGGUUUAGAUGUUGAUAUGGGGGGUUAGAUUGCCUGGAUAACCCAAAAAAAGGAAAGAAAAAAAGGUUUGUAUAUGUUUUCUUUGAUGGAUCUUUCUCAUACAGGAAAACUUUAAUAUUCUGAUACAAUAGAUUACAAAAAGUUCAUACCACCCUGCUAAUCUUGUUCUGAUGGAACCUUUGUAAAUAUUUCCCAUAUUUAAAGAAUUUUUCUUAGUAUC